Schistosoma haematobium is the source of this 7801-nucleotide messenger RNA. RefSeq lists its product as uncharacterized. Lineage: Eukaryota; Metazoa; Platyhelminthes; Trematoda; Strigeidida; Schistosomatidae. The coding region runs from base 1140 to 5753 and encodes 1537 amino acids. The record is from RefSeq and is a predicted model, not a curated record. The transcript has 18 exons.
GUUUAAAUGGUUUAGAUUUUUUAUUCUGGUUAGUAUUUUUUUAUCAGGCUUAUUUUCUGCGGGAUGAGGUUUCUGAUCCUAUGCCCAACAAUUCUCCUUUGUGUGGGCUGGAGACCGGCAGUAACCCUAGAAGUGCUACAGGCGGCGUUAAGCAUAUUGAUACUUGUUUGUCAUGUGAUUUAUCUUAUAAUCACAUUCAUUGUAUGAAAAUUAGCAAAAGUAUUCCUGUAGUUUUUCAUCUACCCAAGGAAAUAGCGUUUUUUGCCACAAAUAAAGGAAGUGUUAGUUACUCGUUUCCGAUAUCACUUAAUUCCUUCUUAGGGUUAUAAUUUUCUCCAUAUCUCUUUUAUGCCCCUGCUGCAAUCUUUUAUACUGGCUUUAACUGUUCUAUAUGGCCAUAAUUUUAAUCCGACGUUGUUGUAGCUUAUCGGUCUGGACAUAAAACUGGUGAGUUAUAACUGUACAUAACUUACUGAAUUUUCAAUAAAAAAGUAGAAAUCACCACUUACUGUUGCAUUAGCGCGGAUCAUAUUUCGGUGUAUGAACUCACUCUACUGACUUUCUAUUUUAGCGCAUCUUCAUCUUUUGUUUUCUCUCCGUGUGCUGUAGUAUUUGUAAAAUGUAGUAAUCCGUAGCAGUACACUGUAGUCCCAAGCUUUAUGUUUUGUGUUCGUUAAUAAUAAAAUACUUUUCAAAUUUAUGUUGAAUUUUAAACUUGUUUGUUAAAUGUUUUUCUUUUAGUCAUACAUUACACUUGUGAAUCAAUAAAGAUGUUUGAUACACUUGCGUCUUAAGUGUAUCUGCUGAACUUAUCUAAUGAGUAAAUAUGUAUGGAUUUUUUUAGUUACUACUUAUGUUUUUCAAAGCUAUAUCCAAUUUUGGUUUCUCGUAAUGACAUAGUCAAGAAUAAUUGUAUUUCCGAUUGCUUUUAGACGCCAUCUAUUGAUUCUAACAUCACUCAGAGUCUCUCCACUUUUGAACAACCUACAGACCGGGCAAACAGUUCAGGUGUUUCAAGUUUGUGGCAAGAAGUGGUUGCUCGUCUCGAAGCUUCGGUCGAACAAGAUAUAUGCUCAGAUGAUCCAUUAUUAGUAAUAAAAUCUAUUCGGAUUCUUCGUCAAUUCGUUGUGGCUAGUGUAAUGAACAAGCUGGUUGUUGGAAAUAGCUCUGUUCUUCGUCCUCGGUUGCUCAAUUCACUUGGUCGUUUAAAUCAAUGGUCUGCCACACAUAUCAAUGUAUGUAUUGACUUAUUUGGCUUGGUCAACAGUCUAGUUCGAGAUUGUUCUUCAUUGUCAGAGGAUAUUCUUAAUCACCCGGAACUUUUGACUAAUUUCAUGAAUUUAAUUUUAAGUGAGAAAACAGAUCCGAUGGUUCGUGAAGCAGAUUUAUUAUUCCUGCGUAGUCUUUUCAGAGCUGGAGACUUGGGUUCAGUAGUUGUACAAUCACCUCGAGAAAAAAUUGCUAUCGAACUUUUCACAGAAGCGACAUUACAAGUAUUGAUCAAUUCACUUUUAUUCAGUUUUCCCGAUACAAUUUCGGAGUGCACCACCACCAACAAUAGCAACAAUUCGGUCUUAUCAUCCAAUCAAUCUGCCCUUGUAUUAACAGCAAACGCUAGAUGCUCACUUAUAGAAAUUUUAUCCGUAUUAUCUACAAGCUGUGAACUAGCUGAACGUCUUCAUCGAUGCGGUGCAUUGAAUUUGUGCCAUCAAAUCAUCAUGUUCAUUUCAUGUAGGCAUCGCCUCUGGUCAGGUGAUCAACCCAAAUCAAACUCAAUGGAUCGAGGGAAAACUCUAUGCAAUCGUAUUGGUUGUAAUCGUACUAUUAGUCCAAGUAACCAACUGGCUGCUAGAUUUUCACUGAAAUUGAUGUUACAUCUAUUUUUCCAUUUACCAAAUGCAUUAGAUUCAUUUAAAAAAAUUUACAAUGAAGAAGAACCGAUUAAAUUAGUUGCCUGUUAUAGUCAUUUAACAGGAACUAUGCCUCCAGUAUUACCUAAUGUUUGCUAUUCAACACCGCGUUAUCAACGUACCAAGCGAGUUCUUAGUGGUAAUAUCCCAUCAACUUAUUCUACUAAUAAUACUCCUAUCAACCAUGAUACUUCAUCAGGUACAUCUACUGUCAUUUUUACAUCUCCCAAUGAAUCUAAUCUUGAAGUUGCAUCUCGAAAAUUUCAUCAGAACUCCGUUGAUUCAACUGCAUCGACUGACAGACAAUCAGGAUCAUCAUGUCCUGUUGAUAGUCGUAUAACUAUUUCAACGUGUUCUUGUGUACCAUUAGACCAUGGGACGUUUGCUCUCACUGGUCUACUUCGUGGUUUAAUUUAUUGGCGUUUAGCUAAUCAGUAUGCUAAUUCACAGACAGUUGAGGCGAUAGAUCAAUUCGGAACUCAUGUAAUCACUUCUGCUGGUCUAGGAAUUACUGGGGAUGAUAUUGCUUUAUUAAUCAUUCAGCCACUUACAGAAAGUUGUCUUCAUUUAGAAGCAACACGUAUAAUGACAUGGGUAUGUCAUGUUCUAGUUCUUGUUUUGGAUAAAAGUCCAGAAUUGCAUAUGUGGACUGUAUAUACUAAUUCGUUUGUACGUGAAGUAGACUAUCGUGUUACAUCUUUAUUAAAAGCUGUUCAAGAAGCAUCUGAUACUCAAAGUCAUACACAGUUUUUGGAGCAUUUAAUUCCAUUGGUUAAAUUAUUUUCUUGUCUGGCAUCUGGGCAUGAAUCCACUCGAAUACUUGUUGGUGAACUAACGAUGUGCAAAAAACUUAUAGACUUUGCGAUGCGUUUAAAGUCAUUGGGUAGUGAAAAUGCAAAUCUCGUAUUGCAAUUUCAGCAUUCUAUUGUUGUCCUAUUACAUGUACUAUCUCGAUCAUUCAGUUUACAUCAUACACUUUUUAAAAAUCAAACAAUUGGACGAUAUUUAUUAAAAAUAAUUGAUGAUAAUCUGCCGAAUACAAUUAAAGGUUCUUAUCUAAGUGCGAAACUAGUCGAAGCAGCUUCAUCUACCUUAAUCAACCAAGUACUUCCAAUGUGUCCGUUGAAAGAAACUUUAAUUGAUGAUUUUAUCAGUGUUUUCAUCCGUUUACUGACAAUUGGAAAUGUACAGUCAUCAUCUCUGUUAAUAACUAAAGUUGAAUCAAACAGUCAAUCAAUCAAUACAUACGAUGCUGAUAGUUUUAAUAAUAAUAUUAGUGACAAUAGUAAUAAUCCUAGUACUAAUGAUAACUCAUCUCGUCCUUCAGUAACAAAAUCUAACUUAAAUAGUCCAGCAACAACAAUGACAAAUCAUCAGUUUCAUGAUAUUAUACCAGUAUUACAUUUGAAUGGAAUAUGGGGAUUAAGUAAUUUAUUGCACACCGCUAAUUCAAGUGUUUGUAUAAAUCUCUUUCAUGAAUUAGUUAAUAAAGGUGUAUGGUUAGAAUUACUACAGUUGGCUUCAUCGAUACCAAAUAAUGAAUUUAAUUUUUCGUUUCCUAUGAAAAAUGAAUGGGAAGGUAAUAUGAAAAUAACUAAUUUCGAUAUGAAUUCAGGAAAUAGAGUUCCUGUAAUACCAGGAAUUAUGGUAUCACAUCAAAGUACUGAAAUUAAAUAUAUUGGUGAAUUUAAUCAAAGCAGUGAAAAAAUCAAUAAUGAUCAUUCGAAACAGAAAUACCAAACAAAUUUAAAUUUAUUAAAUCGUUCCAAUACUACUCAUCAUUAUAAUCAGCAUCAAUUAUUUUUGUCGAAUAAUACACAAUCUAAGUUUAAGUUUUCUAAAAAUAGUGCACAAAUUCAUAUUUUAAUUGUUUAUCAAACAUUGAGCUUUUUACGCAAUCUACUUCGUGAUGAACAAUUCAUAGACACUGUAGUGAGUGAGCAUUGGUGGAAUAUCACUCAAUUUAUAAUUGCUGUAUUGGAGUCGAACUAUCCUCAACCCGUCAAAGAACAGGCUGUACUUGUGAUCGCACAUAUUGCCACUGGUCGAACUGCACGAUGCGAAGUUCAUAGAAAUGGAGAUUUAGUUGAAAAACUCACAUUAUUUAUGCGUUCACAAAAUAGUUACACAAAAGCUGCUGCAUUGACUGCAACUUAUAAUCUUUUAGGCUUACAAACUGAAUGUCUCGAUUCUUGUGGAUUAUUGAGCGCAUUUAAGGUGAAACAUAAACCAUAUAUUUUAUCGCAUAGUAGACGUUUAAGAGUUCAACAUCAUCGUCAUGAAACUCAUCAUCAUCACCAUCAUCAUGGAAAAAAACAAGAUCUAGGCAAUCAAUCAACAUCUUUAGUAUCUUGUAGUAUAAAUCGUUGUGAAACAUCAACAUGUAUGGCUCAAAAUGCUUUAGAAGAAGAAGUUGAGGAAGAAGAACAACAACAGCAAGAAAAUGAAAAUCAAGACAUAAUUGUAGAAGCCAGUGAUGAUUUUAUCAGUGAAAAUAUAUCAUCUGAACAAACUUCUAUUGUACCUCAAACUUCUGAUACUGCUAUAUCUUUCAAUAUUGAUGAAAAUGAUGAUAAUGACAACACUGAUCAAUCUAGAUUACGUACACUUCGAAGACGAAGAUAUUAUCGAUCAUGGCAAGCAACUUCACCUUCCAUGUCAGAUAAUCACGAACUAUUAGAAAUAAAUGAGCAAGAAAGACAACUUAAUGAACCAUCCACUGAAAUUACUCGAUCACCAUCUUCACAUUCAAGAUCAUCGUCAUCAUCAUCAUCGUCAUCUGGUACCUCUUCGACCUCAUCAUGUGUAGGUGAAACCAGUGUUGGUACUGAAUUGACAAAUUUACAUCAAUCAGUUAUAGUUGAUAUGUGUAGUAUGUCAUCGCCUAGUUGUACUGAUGAAGAUGUGGAAGAUAUAAAUCAACACGCUGUUACACUAAGUUCUCUAUCACCCACAUUAACGAUAAGUGAUCGAGCUCCAUUAGCUGACGAAGAACAUGACGAAGAUCGUGGUACUACAGCGGAAAUGCAACAUUCAGGUAUGACAGAUUCAGAUUUGCUUAGUCCAUUAUCUUCAUCUAGUCAAAAAUGUGAAAUAGGUUCAAAUCCAGAUGAUGUUUCAAGUACAGAAUGUCUUGAUCUGAAUAGUUCAGAACAAAUCAACAACAAUACAACACAGAAUAUUUUUAAUAAUAAUACGGACAAUAGCAAUAAUAAAAACGAUGAUAAUAAUGCCAAUAAUGGAAAUCUCCCAUCUACUUCUCAUCACCUUUCUCACUCUACCAUUUCAACGUCAAAUUCUCGUCGAGAUUGGGAAACCGGAUUUUGUCAAAUUUUAUUACCUUUCUUACAAGAAUUAGAUUCAGAUCAGAUAUUACGUAGUACAUGGGAUUGGUUAAUGUUAUGCGCUAAUAAAGAUGGUAAACCCGUAUUUUUGAAUAGUUUAUUUCAUGCAUGGCAACGAUUAUAUACAAAUAUACCAAAUUUAACUACAAUACAAACGCUACAACCUGAAAUAGCUCAGUCUUCAUCUGUCAGUAAUGAUAAUAACAAUAAUAUUACUGUAAGUGAAUUUCUAAGUAAAAUUAAAGAAUCAAUGGAAACAGGCACGUCACCUAACUCAUUAUUGAUUAAUUUGCCACGAUAUUGGGAAAAUCGACAUCGCCACCGAUGUCGACGUCAACACCGCCACCACUGUCACCAUCGUCACCGUCAUCGUGUACGUCGACAAAAUCAACAACACUCUACUACUACCACAGAUCGACCGGAAUCAAUUAAUACAGUCGACACAAAUUCACCAGUGCCUCCAUCAACAUCAAAUGAAAACCUUGAACAAACAGGUUAAAUAUUUUGGAAAUUUUCUUUUCUUUGAGAGAGUUAUGUUUUUGUUUCACAUUGGAAUGUUUGUUUUGUUUGACUUUUUUCAGGUAUUUUUUCGAUUGUUUAUUUGGUUUUCAUUUUACAUUUCGCCUCAAUAAGUGUGGGUAUGUGCGUGCGUGCGUUUAAUUGUAUUCAGAUACAUUGAGAAUAAUACGCACAAUCAUACUUUCGUAUGUUUUGCACUAUUUCAUGACACUGUACACACUUUUGAGUUUUAUUGUUUGUUUUUUUAAGAAUAAAACCAGUAAACCGGCAACAGAAAUAACCAUAUUUCAAUGUUUUUCUUGUGUCUUUCUAAAUAAACUCACAUUAUGAUCAUUAUUUAUAUUAUGAUAAUGUUUUAUGUGUAUUGUUCCUUCUUCUAAUUAUUACUUAUCUGAUGCACAUGAAAUUUUGUUUAUCACUCUUAUCAUCUCAUGAAUAUCAUCAAAUCGUCAUCAUCACCAUUCCUAUUAAAUUACCCUUGAUUGAUUAACUUCUUGUUAUUGAAAAACACGUAAACAAACAAGUAAAAGCAAGCAAAUGAUCAAACCAAAUUCUUUUAUUCGCUAUAAUGAUAACGAUACUAAUUAUUUUUCAAGAUGUAUGAAGUAUGCAGAUUUCGGGUUUUUUUUAAGAGAAUGUUUUUAUGUACGGGAAGAAAGCCUAUUAUCUUUAAUUUUUCUGUCUUGAUUACAUAGAUAUUGUCAUUAUGUUUUUGCUAUCCACUUAUAAUUCUUAUUAUCACCGUUGCUAAGACCCUAAAAUGUGUCAUAUCCGCAACUCUUUCAUAUUUCCCUUUCAUCUCACCCUUCCUUUCCUAUUUCGUCCGUAUGUAUGCAAAGCAUAUACAGACAGGAAAGGUGCAUUGUUUGUAAUUUGACUUACAUUUUCUUAAAAGAACACAAACAUUGAAAUGUAUUAUUGUGUAAAGUACAUUUCAAAGAAAUUCAAAUUAUUGUUAUCAUUUUUUGUUAUUUACUAGUGUCAUUACGGUUACUAGAUGAAUCGUAUACAUAAUGGAGUGAUUUUACAAAAAAACAAAAUCUUAUUACUAUUAUCUCAUUAUUCCAUUUUGUAUAUUUCAUAUUUAAUGAUUGAAAAUAUGGUAUAUAUACAGUGAUUUGUUUUAGCCUACUAUUCCCCUUGUUUUGUUUGCUUCUCACCCACCCCCCACCCCAAUUAUUAAUUCGUUUACUGUCAAGUUAAUUCAAAAAUUAUUAUCCAUUAAACUAUCAAGAAGUGAAUAAAAACGUAAAGACCAAUACACAAUGACAUUAUGUAUGUAACAUGAUUAAUUCAAAAUGUUGUCAGAUUGUAAUAAUUUUAACUUGACAAUUAAUUUAAAUUGAAACUCAUCAUUCAACUAAGUUCAUUUCAAACAGACAUGAAUAAUUCAAAUGACUAGUUAAAAGUUUAUGUGAUAAAAAUUUCUAUGAAAAUAAAAUAAUAAUAGAUGCAUUUUAUUCAUAUUAGUUUCCUUUUCUUUUGUAGUAAAUAAAUUUUUGUGUGAUCACUUGUUGUUUUUUUUUGUUGUUGUUGUUUUGUUACUUAUUUAUGUUAGGUUUUAUAGGUUAUGUAUAUGUAACCUAUAAGUAUAUCUAAAUAACAUUUAGCUAAUUAAAAAAACAAAACAAUCAUUAUACUGUGCCUGAAUUCUUGUAAAUAAUCUUAACAAUCAGUUGAAUUUUUCAGCUUGUAAAAUGUAUUGUGUAACCAACCGGGUUGCAUCAAUUUUUCACAAUGUUUUUUUUGGAGAAAAUAUUACUGUUUAUUGAACAAGCUGUAUUAUUGUUGCAGCUAUAUCAGAGUUAUUUUACAGUUUCGUAACAAGUGUUGACUGAGACAUUAUUAUUGUUAUUGUAAAAUGGGAUUAUUUGAGCUUGAUUAGGUAAUGUUUCUGAUCCCCCUCUUCCAUAAAUUUUAGUGAUUGUAUUUCAGUCAUCUAGGAAGAUGAAAUUCUCACCAGAAUAAUAGCUUGUAUAUUUUCCAUAACGUUUCAGGUUAUAUUCUUUAAAUGUAUGUUGAUGGUGG